Molecule: messenger RNA, 1717 nt
Organism: Dioscorea cayenensis subsp. rotundata (Guinea yam)
Lineage: Eukaryota; Viridiplantae; Streptophyta; Magnoliopsida; Dioscoreales; Dioscoreaceae
Product: cytochrome P450 704C1-like
Exons: 5
Coding region: 4-1545 (513 amino acids)
Molecular function (GO): monooxygenase activity; oxidoreductase activity, acting on paired donors, with incorporation or reduction of molecular oxygen; iron ion binding
Source: RefSeq, a predicted model, not a curated record
CCAAUGGCCUCAAUCUUCACAUCCUUCAUACUCUUCAUGCUACUGCUCAUCUUUGCAAUGUUUUGUCUCUAUGUCGUUCUUCCAAUUCUCUCUUUGCUCAUUUUUUACCUUAAAGAAUCGAUGAAUAAGUCCGGUGGGCCACCGAUCGCCGGCACCAUCUUCCACCAACUCAUGCACUUUGACACUCUUCUCGACUUUCAUCUAGACAUGCUUCACAAACAUGGUACGUUUAGGCUCAUCAAGCCUUCUUACAUCGAACUUUUUACCACUGAUCCUACCAUCAUUGAGCAUGUACUCAAAACCCGCUUUUCCAGUUACAGUAAGGGCCAAUAUAAUUAUGAAAUAGUUAGUGAUUUAUUUGGGGAUGGAAUUUUUGCUGUGGAUGGUGAAAAAUGGCGGCAUCAAAGAAAACUUGCCAGCUUUGAGUUUUCAACAAAAGUUCUCAGGGAAUUCAGCAGUGUUGUGUUUCGUUCUAAUGCCGCAAAAUUCUGCAAGACAAUCUCCGAUGCGGCUAGUUUUGGAAAGCAGAUAGAAAUGCAAGACCUUCUGAUGAAAUCUACUUUAGAUUCAAUCUUCAAAGUCGGGUUUGGUGUUGAGCUUGACACUCUCUCAGGAUGCAAUGAACAGGGGACUCUGUUUAGCAGAGCUUUUGAUGAUUCCAAUCACAUAGUUUUUCAUAGAUAUUCUGAUUUGUUUUGGAAGGUUAAGAGGUAUUUGAACAUUGGGAUGGAGGCUAGACUAAAGAAGAACCUUAAAGUGAUUGAUGACUUUGUGUUUCAGUUGAUUCAUGAGAAGAGAGAGCUCAUGAAAAGUGGAUUAGAGAGAGACAAAGAGGAUAUAUUGUCAAGAUUUAUAUUGGAGAGCGAAAGGGAUCCUGAGACGAUGACCGAUAAAUACUUGAGAGACAUAAUAUUGAAUUUCUUGAUAGCCGGAAAGGAUACAUCAGCGAAUACACUGACUUGGUUCUUCUACAUGCUCUGUAAGCAUCCCUUGGUUCAAGAGAAGAUUGCGGCGGAGAUCAAAGAAGCAAUGGGGGACGAAGGUUUGAAUGGAGACAUAAAGAGUUUCACAAGUAGUAGCCUCACUGAUCAAGUGCUUGACAAGAUGCAAUAUUUACAUGCAGCCCUAACUGAGACUCUUCGGCUUUACCCGGCUGUCCCUGUGGAUGCGAAGUGUGCCGAAGAAGACGAUGUUUUACCGAGUGGAUUGAAGAUGAAAAAGGGAGAUGGAAUAACUUACUUGAUUUAUGCCAUGGCAAGGAUGGUUGAUCUUUGGGGUGAUGAUGCGGAGGAGUUUCGACCGGAAAGGUGGCUAAAGAACGGAAAAUUUCAACCAGAAAGUCCAUUCAAAUUUGUGACCUUCAAUGCUGGACCAAGAAUAUGCCUAGGAAAGGAGUUUGCAUAUAGGCAGAUGAAGAUCUUGGCUGCAGUUGUUCUCAAUUUCUUCAAAUUUAAGCUUGGUGAUGAGUCUUAUGUGGCUAGAUAUAGAACCAUGUUCACUCUUCACAUGGAUAAGGGUCUUCCUCUAUUGGCCUUCCAUAGAUGAUGAUCGAACUAAGAAGUGUCUUUCUUUUGUUCCCUUAAUCACCGAGUCUCAUACUAUAACUUGGUUGUAUGAUCCAUUCUGAAUCUAUGAUCCAUAAUUAGGUGUUGUUUGAUGAAAAUACAUAGAUAGAGAUUGUACAUGAUAUGAUUGGUUGCUUUAAUAAAAUUGUGAU